GAGCCUUUCCUGUCACUGGGUACUACGGCGCCCGGCCCUCCUCCGAGCCGCCCGGCCGGGCCCCCGGGCUCCCGUCUACAAGUGGCAAUUUGACUUGCUCUGCUGCAUGUCAGCAGGCGCCGUGCAAAGUGUGGAGACGGCCCGGGGACUGCGCGAUCGCGGCUUAAAAAGGAGAAAAGCCAAACAAAUAAACAAAACCCGCCCUCCCUAGCCGACAUGCGGCUGCUGGAGAGGGCGAGGAAGGAGUGGUUCAUGGUCGGCAUCGUGCUGGCGAUCGCCGGGGCAAAGCUGCAGCCGGCCGUGGGGGUGAACGGGGGGCCGCUGAAACCCGAAAUAACUGUCUCCUACAUUGCUGUGGCAACGAUAUUCUUCAACAGUGGACUGUCGUUAAAAACAGAGGAGCUGACCAGUGCAUUGGUGCAUAUAAAACUGCAUCUGUUUAUUCAGAUCUUUACACUGGCAUUCUUCCCAGCAGCAAUAUGGCUUUUUCUCCAGCUUUUAUCAAUCACACCUAUCAAUGAAUGGCUUUUAAAAGGUUUGCAGACAGUAGGCUGCAUGCCUCCUCCUGUGUCUUCUGCAGUGAUUCUAACCAAGGCAGUUGGUGGAAAUGAGGCAGCUGCAAUAUUUAAUUCAGCCUUUGGAAGUUUUUUGGGCAUCGUUGUGACACCCGUGCUCCUGCUGCUUUUUCUCGGUUCAUCCUCUUCUGUGCCUUUUAGAUCUAUUUUUUCUCAGCUCUUUAUGACUGUCGUGGUCCCCCUCAUUAUUGGACAGAUUGUCCGAAGAUACAUCAAGGAUUGGCUCGAAAGAAAGAAACCCCCUUUCGGGGCUGUCAGCAGCAGCGUACUCCUCAUGAUCAUCUACACCACGUUCUGUGACACCUUCUCCAACCCGAGCAUCGACCUGGAUAAAUUCAGCCUUAUUCUUAUACUGUUCAUAAUAUUUUCUAUUCAGCUGAGUUUUAUGCUCUUAACCUUCAUCUUUACAACAAGGAAUAAUUCGGGUUUCACCCCAGCGGAUACCGUGGCCAUCAUUUUCUGUUCUACACACAAAUCCCUCACCUUGGGAAUCCCAAUGCUGAAGAUAGUGUUUGCAGGCCACGAGCACCUGUCGCUGAUCUCCGUGCCCCUGCUCAUCUAUCACCCGGUCCAGAUCCUGCUGGGGAGCGUGCUGGUGCCGACAAUCAAGUCCUGGAUGGUGUCGAGGCAGAAGGGAGUGAAGCUGACGAGGCCGACGGUGUGAGGAAGGAGGCGCUCACGCCGGGUGUACAUAUGUACAGGCUGUACAUACACACACUCUGAAGACUUGUACUUGUGAAUGUUGCUUCGAUGCAUAUUUUAUUUUUUUACACAAAAAUAAGAUAUAACUGUUUAAGUGCCUUAAAAUGUAUUUGACAAAAGCAUUAUUUCCAAAACCUACUUUGUUGCUUACUGCUAGGGGGCGGGACAGUAUUCUGGAGUCGUGUCAUUUUCUUUUUUUUGCUAGACAGUCAUCCUAAGCAACAAAAGCAGACACCCUGUCUCCUCCCCUCUUCCGUGCGAUGCAACUCUACAGUAGUUACUGUACCUUGGAAAUGAGGCCAGGCCAUCAGGAAAACGCCCUCCCAGCGACAGUGAAAAUUUCCAAAGUCUUACUCACAAAUGCUUUGAUUAACUGUGUGAUUCUUUUUUUUUUUUUCCUACGACUGUGACACGCCUCUUCUUCAUCAACUCGGCAGGGGUCAGAGUUAGAGAUGCUGAGAAGCAUAAGUGGUCUGCUUUCUUGAUAUCAUAUUUUUAGACAUUCCUUUCACUAAUUCCACAUAGAAACGCCACAAUCCUAUUCUAAGAGAUCACGGCUUGAAAUUUAUUAUAAACUGCUCCAAAGAAGGGCCUGAUAUUUGAGUUUGGAAUAAAUAAGUGAAGUUUGGAGACACAAACGAGAGGGUUGGAUUGUCAGGAUUUUUAAAAUUAUAUUUCAUAGGUUUUUCCUUUUUCUGGCCUAAUUCCUUUCUUACCUGUUUGCCAACAUGCAAACUCAUGACGACAGCCAAACGCAAGACACAAAAAUGUUACAAUCAGCUUAAAAGCUGCAACAGUUCAACAUGGAUUAUAUUCACAUUCCAGCACUGAGACCCAGUGUGUUACCUGUUACACAGGUGUGCUGGCCACAGGUCAUUCCUGCUGGCCGGAGCAGACUGUUACAUCCGGGAUUAGGCACACAGGGCAUUUGAGAACCGUUGUUCAUGAGGAUUUCCUCGGCGGACUUGACCAGUGUUUGCAACUAUUAAAAAUAUCAAUCCCUUUGCUCUUAUGAAUAAAUGAACAUGGAAAAUCAUGAACCCAGCGAUGUUACAUGUACAUACUCUUUCCACCCUGGAGGACAGAAGUGGACACAGGAAAUAUAAAACCAUCCAUUAAACAAAAGAUCAAGUAAAAUUAUUUCCCAAUUUGGCAUCAUCUGUCAAAGGUGUGUAUGAUGUUUGCCUCUACUGUGACUGGACAAGUGUUCCCUGGACCCAAUAGAGAAUAAAGCAAUAUCUAGAACUAAGGGAACCCUGUUCUCUGUUUCCUGCAUCCUCUCUUUCCAGGUCUGGGGGAAUAUUGGCUCCCCGGGUCACGCUGAAAUGCACCCACUUCUCAGCAGCGGUUUUGUUGUGGUUUUGUCCACAAUAACAACAAAAAUCAUUCCUUAGAAACGUACCAAGUUGCUCAGUACUGUACCUGGACAUUCCUGUUUCUACCAGGUCUCAUCUGUGUCAUUUCUGUUUCAUUUCAAUGUGACUGAACCUCCCAAGUUCCAGAAGAGUUAUCCUCCAUGAGAAGGUGCGGCUUGUGCCAAACCCUGCAAAUUGUUUGCUGAGAAUUUCUGUUGUCAAGAAUUUCACUGUGUCGGAAACGACAGCAAUUCUGCUUUGUACUUUUGAUACUCUCAAAUGGAACCCAAAAAGUUUCCAUGUUUUGUCUUACAGCUUUCGUUGAACUUCUUAGGAAAUGGAAUUGCCUGUCUGAGCUGUCCUAAACCUUUCUUCCUAGCAUUAGCAACUGAUUUUUUUUCCUCCCAACUUAUCUACCUCUAUUGUCUAACACCUACAGUAGGUGUGAUUAUGGGAUAAAAUUUAACAGAAAAUGCUGUAACAUUUUAUAUUUUGCUUUAAAAAAGGUGUUUUGUUUUCAAAUAGUCUUUGCAUAGUGAAUUUUGGUGGCUUUAGUGAUAUGUUUGUGCCUAUUUCUUUUUUUACACAAAUGCUGUGGCAUAUUUUUCCAUAAAGAAGAAAAAAUAAAAUUACAAU
This is a messenger RNA of Talpa occidentalis (Iberian mole), 3268 nucleotides long. RefSeq names its product solute carrier family 10 member 7 (gene SLC10A7). Gene Ontology annotation, cellular component: plasma membrane. The record is from RefSeq and is a predicted model, not a curated record. Lineage: Eukaryota; Metazoa; Chordata; Mammalia; Eulipotyphla; Talpidae. The transcript has 12 exons. Bases 217 to 1239 code for a protein of 340 amino acids.